Molecule: messenger RNA, 786 nt
Organism: Pestalotiopsis fici W106-1
Lineage: Eukaryota; Fungi; Ascomycota; Sordariomycetes; Amphisphaeriales; Sporocadaceae
Exons: 2
Coding region: 1-786 (261 amino acids)
Source: RefSeq, a predicted model, not a curated record
AUGAAGGUCUCAACCGCGCUCUGCGCCUUGUCCCUCGGCUCCUGGACAUUGGCAGCGCCUAUUGUCAUUUUCAAAAAUGAGCCGCCCAAGUACUCGGGAACUCAGAUUACUCGCACAUCCAUCGAUGCCGACUCGGCAGAUACAUGGCCGAUUCGUACACACAAAUUCACCAACACGCAAGAUGCUGCGCAGGAUUCUUUGACUGGACGACCAGACAAUCGACCAUACAGCCCCACCAGCGACGUUGCGCCCUCCGAGGCACUGGCAGCUCCGAGGCCUCUGAAGACUAGCUAUCUUCUCUCCAUCAGACCCUUUAUGCUUCACUCGUCCGAAAAUGCGUCGCCAGAUACCGCACCUUCCUCUCAGUCUCCUCAUUCCGAGUUCCAGGAUUCGAGCAUCGUCGAGGCAGAGACUGGAUCUGUCAAGAAGCACCACCACUUUACCACGGUGGAGCUCGAGACUUUGGGAAACAAGCCUUAUUACCAAACGAUCCCAUGUCCUAAGCAGAGCGGUUACUUUCACCUGGUCAAAGGCUACACGGAUACCACGGUUGUGGCCGUGGUCUUUAUUCUCAUUGCCGUGAUUGCCCUAAUCGAGCUUUGGAAUCCCAUUUGCAAAAUAACAAGCAGAAUAUGGAAUCGGGAGGGCAUGAUUCGUCUAGAUGACAAUGUAGACGAGAAGAAGCAGCUCGAGGUUAGAUACUCGGAUUUCGUCUUGCAGCCAGCACCAAAGACAAGGUCCAAAUCGAGCUUGCCGUCCGACGAAAAGGCAGUUCACAAGUCAUGA